Molecule: messenger RNA, 867 nt
Organism: Micromonas pusilla CCMP1545
Lineage: Eukaryota; Viridiplantae; Chlorophyta; Mamiellophyceae; Mamiellales; Mamiellaceae
Exons: 1
Coding region: 28-867 (279 amino acids)
Biological process (GO): photosynthesis
Cellular component (GO): photosystem II oxygen evolving complex; extrinsic component of membrane; photosystem II
Molecular function (GO): calcium ion binding
Source: RefSeq, a predicted model, not a curated record
UCUUUUUGAAAAGCAGGGCCGAAUACCAUGCAGCUUCGUUCGCUCUGUGUGCAAGUUCGUGGAGGGUUUCACGUCGCAUCAAACCUUUUCAGGACCCACCAAAACGCGUCUAUUACCGCGACUUGCGGGCUCAAAAAUGAAAAGUUCCCAGUUUCACGUCUGUAUUCUUCCGUUCAAAAUAGCACGGUUGCACAAUCAAAAUCAUUGGAUGGUGGAGGUAGCGGAAACGCGUACUCCAUGUGCAGGCGCGACUUCUUCGGUUAUUUUAUGGUUUGCUUGGGUGAGAAUCGCGAGCUGUUUACUCCUCGCGCAUUGGCGUGUUCUACUGUACCAGGCAAAUUCACUGUCUUUGUUGAUCGCAUAAAUCUUUUCAGUUUAUGCUAUCCUAUGGAGUGGGAAAUAUUAAACAAAGCAGGCGCCAAACUAUUUCUACGUGACAGCGCUGAUAACAACUCUCAGGUUGGUGUCACUGUAAAUCCAGUGAAAAUCUCCACACUCUCAGAGUUUGGCUCUGUCCACGAUGUAGGGGAGCGCCUGGUCGCAGCCGAGGCUACCAAGGAGAGCACGCUGCCAGGAGGCGUUACUCUCAUACGUGAGGGGUCGCGUCAAGGGCCUAGAAGUGGUUCCACGUUCUAUGACUAUGAAUAUCAACUCACUACCACCCGUGGUAAAAAGCUCGUCUUCAACACGGUCGCUGUUGAUAAUAACCUCCUUUACAUCUUGAACAUUCAAGUGAAAGAGAGGAUUUUUUCGGGACAAGAAAAUGACAAGAGUAUGAUUGAUGACGUGGUUGCAGGAUUCAGGACUUUGAUUCAAACAUUUGACGUAGGCCAGUCUACGAUUGAUGUUAGUUCACAGGUUGAAUGA